AUGCCGAAAGGGUCAUGCGUCUCGCACGCGAGGUCCCAGUGUUACCUGGAGGCGGUGCAUAGGCCGAACAAUCAAGCUCUACUGCACGCCUCUGAGGAGAGAAGGCUUCCCAGCGCAGCAUCCGAAAGCAUCUCGGCGCACAAAACAAGCAAACAAAAGAGGAAGGAGGCCGAAGAAAGGUUGUCAGGAUUACCCGAAGCUUCAGCACAGAGAGAAACACAAACCGAAGCCGACAAGGAGCAGCGACUAUCCGUUGAACAACUCAAACAAGAGUGGAGGCUCGAUGAAGUGCAAGAUGAAAUGCACUGA
Molecule: messenger RNA, 309 nt
Organism: Aspergillus nidulans FGSC A4
Lineage: Eukaryota; Fungi; Ascomycota; Eurotiomycetes; Eurotiales; Aspergillaceae
Exons: 2
Coding region: 1-309 (102 amino acids)
Source: RefSeq, a predicted model, not a curated record